Messenger RNA from Anolis carolinensis (green anole), 5535 nucleotides. Its product is annotated as cytochrome P450 2J4-like. The transcript is spliced from 8 exons. Gene Ontology annotation, biological process: xenobiotic metabolic process. The record is from RefSeq and is a predicted model, not a curated record. Gene Ontology annotation, cellular component: cytoplasm; intracellular membrane-bounded organelle. Gene Ontology annotation, molecular function: heme binding; iron ion binding; oxidoreductase activity, acting on paired donors, with incorporation or reduction of molecular oxygen, reduced flavin or flavoprotein as one donor, and incorporation of one atom of oxygen. NCBI's taxonomy places the organism in Eukaryota, Metazoa, Chordata, Lepidosauria, Squamata, Anolidae. Bases 4265 to 5107 code for a protein of 280 amino acids.
GGAUGCUGGUUGUUGUCUGUGGGCUGUAGUAUUAGCUCUAUCUGGCUAGCAGUGGGAAGCUGAAAGAAGGGAAAAUGAGAAGCAAAGGAGAAGCGGCUUUUAGGGGUCUGGGUUGUAUUUCUUAAGAAGAAGCAAGGACUCCGUGUUGGUCUGGCUGUCUGGCUGGCCGUAGGUUUUUGCAUUUUGGCCCUGCUGAAAGGCAACGGGGAGAAGGAAGAAGCAGAACUGGGUUGGUUUAGGUGAUUUUUUGCAAGAAAGGGCACCUGUGGCUGGCUGUCGUGCUGCUGGCAGCUGGCUUUGCAGCAUGGACGUCGAGAAAAUUCCGCUCAUUCUGCUCCCGGAAUUUGAACCUGGGGCCUUUUGGUCUGCAAGUUCAGCAGCUCAGCGCUUUAACACACUGUGCCACAUGGAUAGAAUGUGUUCUACCACCGUGCAAAAUUUGAUCAGGAUCGCUUCAAAGAUUAGGGCGGUAGAGACCCUUAAAGCCCCCCCUCACACACACACACUAGUUUUUUCACGAUUGCGCAUGCAUGUCCGCCAUUAACAAACCAAUUUCAAGCAUUACGAAUUUUCAGAAAUAUCUGAAAUUUUUGAGGGGAAAAAUUGGAAAUAGUUGCAAAAAUGAAGCACCGGCGCCCCCUACUUUAGAGACAAGUAUUGAACCAUUUUUUUUUUGGAUCGCUGAUGCCUAUUGUAUAGAGUUUCUUAAAAACAUUUUCAAAUUGUUUCAAUAUGUCUUUGUCAGUCCAGUAGGAUUUCCCUUUAUCAUCUAUUUUGGUCACAUAUUGUGUUUGUCCUUUUCUCUCAAUUUUCCGAGAGAGCCAUUUGCCUGGCUUAUUUGCUUUCUGAAAAUGGUCUUGUUUAACAUAUUUCAGUUUCUUAGCUAGUUAUUCUAAAUCUGCUAUCUGCUUUCUCAGUAUCCCUAACUUCCCCUUGAGUUUCUGACUUGUAGGUGUUUUUUUCAACUUUGCUUCUAUUUCUGACAUAUGAUUUUGUGAAUUCUUUAAUUUCUGAUUUCUUAACUUAUUUCUCCAUGAGUUUUGUCUUAUAAAAUGUCCCCUCAUAACAGCCUUACUUGCGUCCUAAAUUGUUUGCAUAUUUAUUCCUGGGGUGUCAUUAAUUUGAAAGUAUUAUUUUAAUACAGUAUGUCCUUAUUUUUCUUUAUAUCUUCCUCAGAUAUCAACAAUGUGUCAUUUAGUCUCCAUUUUCUAAUCGUCUUUGUUUAGUUUAUUGUGAACUCGAUUGGGCAAUGGUCUGAAUGUGUUCUAGUUAAUACCUUAAUUUUCAUUAUUUUUAUUACUAAGCUAUUUGAUGCCCGGACCAUGUCUAUUCUGGACCACCCUUGGUGGCUAUUUGAGUAAAAAGUAUAGUCUCUUUCUUUGGGGUGGUAAGAUCUCUCUUCUUUAUAUGUUACCAUGAUGCCCUCAUUACAUUUCCAUCAGAAUCUGAUUUGUAGUUUCUUCAAUUCCUCAGUAAAAGACAUAUAUUUUCUUCUUUUAAUAAGUAUUGUUGUCAGGAAUUCUUUUAAGAUUGCUCCGUUUUUGUCUUUAUAGUAGGUAGUUUGUUUACUAUUUUGUUUCAGGAUGUCAUUUCUUUCUUCUUUUUUUGAGAAAUAUACAAUCACAUCCCUCAAUACUUUAUUCCUCCUUGCAUAAUUACUAGAUAUUCUGUAAGCCAUAUCAAUUUUCGUGUCCAUAUCCUCAUUUGUAGUUUGAGUCAGUUUAGCAGUUAGUUGAAUAAUUAUUUGUCUUAUAUUCUUUUUACUUUCCUCUUCUAUAUUUCUAAAUCUUAAUUGAUAUUCUAAAUUCUUUUGAUCCAUUAAUUCUUGUUUUAACUCCAAUUUCUGAUUUUUUAAUUCUAAAUUCUCAAUCUUGGUUUGAAUGUUAUUUUGAGAUUUUUCCUGUUUUUGUUUAUCUUGUUUGAUUUCUUGUAUUUCCUGUUGUAAUGUAUUAAUGUCUUUCUUCAUAUUUCUAGUUCUUCCAUGAUUUCAUUUUUCAUAUUUAACAUGUGAUCCUGAAAGAGUUUCUGAUACGCAUCUUGCUUCACUGACAUUUUUUGUAUUUCCUUCAUAAUAUUCUUUAGGCUAAUCUCUUCUGAGAGUAUCUCCUUUGCAAUCCCUUCAUGUCUUUGUCCUCUUUGUCUGCUUUAAACUUAAAUGAAGUCAUUUUUCUUCUUUGGGUUCAGCUUUCUUAGCCUUCUCUUAUUCUUGUCUCCCUACUUUGUGCUCCUUAAUGUCUCAUCUCUGUCCAUUUCCACUUCUUCGUCAUCCUGCUGGAUCUUAAUCUCUGUGUCUCAUCAUUCUGUCUUCUUGUUGUCUCCUCGUCUGUCGUGCUGGUCACAGAUUCCUCCUUCUCUUCUAUUAUUAUUAACUUCUCCGCUUUACUAUUCUAUUUUAUUCUCUUCACUGUACUUCUACAGUCUCUUCUCAUCACUUCCUGUUUCUAAAAAAUAUUAAGUAUUGAAGGCCACGACUUACAAAUUGACUGGCAUGCAUACAUUUGGUAUAGAAAAAUAAAAACUAAAAAAAGUUUGUAACCACUUUAUAAGGUCAGCAAUAAUAAAAAUGUGGAAUAGAUACAAGAUAAGACUUUAUCCUAAAACCCCAUUCAUGGUGUCACCACUGGAAGCAGGCCAAAGAAGAUUACUAGGGUGGGAGAAAUGGCCCACUUACAAAGAUAUAUUGAAGAAGAUUGAUGGAAAAGUAGAAAUGAAAACACAAGAAAAAAUUAGGUUAAAAAAAGAAAAAUGUCUCAUGGUUCCAGUUCAGACAAUUGAGAGAAUACUAUAAUAAAAAUAAGACAGAAGGAUCUUUGGACAAAGAAACAUUCUGGGAUAGGAUUAUGAUCCUGGGGAAAAAAAUUAAUAACAAAAGUUUAUAAGAAACUCCUGGAAUGGGCAACAGAAAAAGAAACAGUCAAAGACUGUAUGAUAAAGCGGGCAACCAACAUAGGACGAUCAAUAAGGAUGGACCAAUGGGAGAACAUCUGGAAUCGUAAAAUGAGACAAAUGUACUCAUACGAUCUGAGGGAAAAUUGGCUUAAAAUGUUCCACAGGUGGUAUAUAACUCCACAAAAAUUAGGGAAUUACUAUAAGAAUAUGCAGAACACGUGUUGGAAAUGUAAGAAACAGGAAGGGUCUUUUUUCCACAUGUGGUGGACUUGUGAUAAGGCGAAAUUUUUUUGAUAAAUGAAAUAAUCCAAAGAAUUCUAAAAAAUUAAUUCCAGAUAAACCCAGAGCUACUAUUUAAUUACUUAGCGAUGGCGGUGAGGAUCACAUAUGUGAAAAAUUGGAGACAAGAAGACUACUGGCUGAUCAAAGUAAUGAAAAUAAGGACUGGCAACCUUUUCUGGACUAUAUUAAGAAAAAGAAGAAAAUUAUAAUAUCAAAAGAGACAUAAAAUGUUUUUAUUCGCAGAAGAUUGGAUGUAAAUAUAGGGAAGCAGAACUAGAAUUAAAAACAUUAUACUAAUAGAUAUGGAAUGCUUUCUUAUUGUGGAAGGCACGGAUAUGGAUUGGAAGUUCACAAAGCAGUCUAUUUUAAGUUUUUUUGUCUGAUUGUUUCUUUUUCUUUCUUUUUUCUUUCUUUCCUCUUUUUCUUCUUUUAUUUUUUUCUUGAUUUUCUUUCUUUUUCUGUUUCUAUAAAAACAAUGUAUGUGUGUGGAAAACUUAAUAAAAAUUAUUACAAAAAAACUUCAGAGGUGAAGAUCCGAGGAUGGCUAGCUUUUGAUUUAUUAUUCUGAAAUAGUUUGCUUCAUGUGUUUAUAACUUUGUUCUCCUUGCUUUGUCCAAAUGCAGGUAGCAAAACAAUACGGAAACGUUUUAACUUUAUGGCUGGGUCAUUUUCCAGUGGUGUUCCUGUCUGGAUUCGAUGCUGUGAAAGAAGGACUAGUUGAUCACUCAGAAGAAUUGUUGGAUCGGGGGUCGACUCCAUUUUUUUUAUAGAAUAUCAGAAGGAAAAGGUGUCGGAUUCUCAAAUGGUCAUGCCUGGAAGCAACAGAGAAGACUUGCCCAAGUGACUUUGGCGAAACUGGGAGUCGGGAAAAGAAUCAUGGAAGACAAAAUCGAAGAUGAAGCCCAACAGCUUGUAGAGAUUUUUGCAAGUAAAAAAGGGAAGCCAUUUGAUCCUACAUUGAUCAUCACCAAUUCAGUCUCCAACGUGACACAUGCCCUGAUGUUUGGGCACAGGUGGUCCCUUGAAGACUUACACUUCAACAAGCUGGUUAAAGCCAUUGAGUAUACCAUGCAUUUUGGAGUAUCUAUCUUUUAUGUGCUGUAUGAAUUGUUCCCAUCGCUCAUGGAACGUCUUCCAGGGCUUCAUAAGAAGGCACUUGAGGCCACAGAGAUACUGCUUUCGUUAUCAAAGGAAGAAAUACAGAAACAUAAGGAGCAAGAGCCCACACUGGAGCCACGGGUUUUCAUUGAUUACUACCUGCUUGAAAUGGGGAAGGAUAAGAAUAAGAAUGAUCCUACCUCUGCAGUGGAUGAAGAGAACCUGGCUCACACAAUUCAUGACAUCUUUUUUGCUGGAUUGGAAUCUACCUCCACAGUUCUUAAAUGGGGAGUCCUCAUUUUGGCAAAUCGUCCAGAUGUCCAAGAUAAAAAUCAUCAAGGAGAUAGAAGAUGUUUUGGGUUCCGCUUCUAUCUGCUAUGACGACCACAAAAGACUGCCUUAUACUCAUGCAGUGCUUCAUGAAAUCGAGCGUUACAGAUUUCCCAUGAUAGUAGGAGUCGCAAGGCAAGCUACCAUAGAUAUACACAUGAGAGGUUUCAUCAUCCCAAAGGGAACAUACAUUGCGCCCAAUAUACGUUCUGUUCUUCUUGAUGAAGAGUACUGGGAAACUCCACUCGAAUUUAAUCCCAAUCAUUUUUUGGACAAAGAUGGAAAUUUUGUUGCUAGAAAAGAAUUUCUGGGAUUUGGUACAGGGCUUCGGUCAUGCUUGGGGGAAGCUAUGGCAAGGAUGCUGCUAUUUAUCUUCUUGACCCGCCUGGUGAGGGUGUUCCGUUUCCAGCUUCCUCCAGGAGUCAAGGAAUUAAAUGAAGAACCAGCAAAGGAAAUAACAGUGCCCCCCUAUCCUUAUAAAGUGUGUGCUAUUCCUCGCAAUAGUUAAUUAUAAAACAUUCAAGAAUAAUUACAGUGACUUAUUAUUCAUUGCUGUAUAUUUAAAGCAAAUUUCCCCUUCACUUAAUUUGAUGUUCUCAGACCUCUUCUCUACCUCUAGAACCUCUAGAAAAUCUGAGACAUAGCUCAGUGCAAAUAAAUUUAGCUUCAUUCUGUUUUGUGUUUUUGGAAAUGUUGCUCAAAUGAAAGUCUUGCUAUGAAUAGAUAUAGGGCAACUAACAGUAUAGUCAAUUGAGGGUUUGACUAGUUCCUUUGAAGAUCAAGUUUCAAAUCGCCUUUUAUCUAUGAAAAUACAAUGAGUGAUGUUGCACAAGCCAAGUUUUCUGGAGGCAUAGACAGAAAAAAGCCUUCUAGAUCAAAAGGACAAAAGGCUUGAUUUUUAGACUUGUUCAUCUUGAUCAGCAUUUUCUGCAUAUG